Messenger RNA from Letharia lupina, 468 nucleotides. RefSeq lists its product as uncharacterized. The record is from RefSeq and is a predicted model, not a curated record. The transcript has 2 exons. Lineage: Eukaryota; Fungi; Ascomycota; Lecanoromycetes; Lecanorales; Parmeliaceae. The coding region runs from base 1 to 468 and encodes 155 amino acids.
AUGACGCUUUGCGCUACGCAAAACUUCUCAGCUCCCCCAUAUCCCUAUGUUAACGGAACUCCUCCACCUAUCGACCUGGGCCAUCCUAGUCCUCGCGAAAUCUGCGAUCGCAUCGUUGAGGUGCAUAUGGCUAUGGCAUCAGGUGCCGUUGGUCGCUUCCCCGUUCCCUCUGUCAAAUCCAAAGCCGGCGCGGCACCCAAAAGGAUGGCAAAUGACAUCGCGAAGGAAGUUGCACAGAAGAAAACCAAGGAAAUGAAAGCCGAAGCACGCAAGCGCAAGCGUGGUGGUAGAACGACUGACGGAGACAAGCUUAAGAGCACGGCUGGUAGACUCGAGCGGAAGCAGUUCGAGGAUUCCAUUCGACAAGAGGUUACUGAAGAAAUCAUCACUCGUCUCGAAGCGGGACAUGAGGAUCGGGUAGCAAAGGGAGUAAAGGCCAAGAUUGACGUAUCCAGCUCCAGCAUUUGA